Xylaria bambusicola is the source of this 12633-nucleotide messenger RNA. Its product is annotated as hybrid PKS-NRPS PsoA. Gene Ontology annotation, molecular function: fatty acid synthase activity; phosphopantetheine binding; 3-oxoacyl-[acyl-carrier-protein] synthase activity. The coding region runs from base 181 to 12270 and encodes 4029 amino acids. NCBI's taxonomy places the organism in Eukaryota, Fungi, Ascomycota, Sordariomycetes, Xylariales, Xylariaceae. The transcript is spliced from 5 exons. Gene Ontology annotation, biological process: secondary metabolite biosynthetic process; fatty acid biosynthetic process. The record is from RefSeq and is a predicted model, not a curated record.
UAGAAGCCUUAAGAGGCGCAGCUUAGUUAUGCUCUGGAUAUGUCUUACUCAUGGAUAUAAACUAUAUAAAUCCCGCAGUCACCAAAAGUUUCCCAUUUCCAUCAACGAUUACGUUUUGUAGCUUCACGAGUCCAGUGACAGUUUCAAGGUUAUCGCAGAGUUAUCACAUUGAAAAGCAAUAUGGAAGAGCCCAUCGCCAUCAUUGGCACUAGCUGCCGCCUUCCCGGGGGUGUCAACUCGCCAAGCAAGCUUUGGGAGUUGUUGAAGCAUCCUGCUGAUCUUUCAUCGAAGAUACCAUCCAACCGAUUCAACCCUGAUGCGUUCUAUCACCCGAACCCAGAGCGUCCUGGUACAAGCAACGUUAAGAAAGCGUACCUUCUGAACGAAGAUCCUUUAGUCUUUGACAAUGACUUCUUCAAUAUCAGCAUCAGAGAGGCCGAAUCAAUGGACCCUCAACAGCGCAUCCUCUUGGAAAUAGUAUACGAGGCCAUUGAAGCUUCGGGAUAUACCAAAUCACAGCUGAAAGGGUCAUCAACGGGUGUGUUUGUCGGACAGAUGACGGAUGACUAUCGCGAUCUCCUAUUUCAUGAUUUUGACUGUCAUCCUUCGUACACGGGAACCGGGAUAGCUCGUUCGAUCCUGGCUAACCGUGUCUCCUACGCCUUUGAUUGGAAAGGGCCAUCCCUGAAUAUCGAUACCGCUUGCUCAUCUAGUCUUGUCGCAUUGCACCAAGCAGUUCAAUCAUUGAGGCGAGGAGAAUGCAGUAUGGCUGUCGUUGCUGGGGUAAACUUAGUAUUCGGUCCAGAAACUUUUAGUCAAUUAUCAAGUCUCCGUAUGCUGUCUCCAACAGGCAAUUGCCGAAUGUGGGAUACAAGCGCCGAUGGCUAUGCUCGAGGCGAGGGCUUUGUAGCCAUUGUACUUAAAACGCUCACCUCGGCAGAAGUCGACGGAGAUGACAUAGAGACUGUAAUUAAAAACACCGGCAUCAAUCAGGACGGCCAGUCGUCGGGUCUCACGGUUCCAAGCGCAGAUGCUCAAGCAGAGUUGAUUAGGCUCACAUAUAAGGGAUGUGGGCUUGACUGCCUCAACGAAAAUGAACGCUGUCAAUACUUCGAGGCUCAUGGCACAGGAACACAAGCUGGUGAUCCAAAGGAGGCCCAGGGAAUUAGCAUGGCCUUUUCCCCAGAUCGCUCUAACACAGGUUACAACGCCGAUGAUGCAGAAUUAUCCCGUGUCAAAGAGAUUGAAAAGCUUUAUGUUGGCUCGGUCAAAACAGUGAUUGGUCAUACGGAGGGAACGGCUGGUCUCGCUUCACUGCUCAAAGCUUCUCUCGUAGUGAAACACGGCAUCAUAACCCCAAACUUACACUUCAACCGCCUGAACCCAAACAUAGAGCCUUAUUACCACGGUCUCGAAGUGCCCGUGAGCCCAAAGAACUGGCCCACACUCCCCCUGGGCGCACCUAGGAGGGCUAGUGUUAACAGUUUCGGAUUUGGUGGAACAAACGCCCAUGCUAUCCUGGAAAGCUAUGAACUCCAGAACCAUUCCCCGAAAAUUCAAACGUGUUCUCGUGCUUGGGGGCCUUUUGUCUUAUCUGCCAACUCCAAACCAGCACUCAGGUCUGUCGUUGUCUCACUAUUAAAGACACUGAAAAGCCGGACCAAGGUUGAUCUAUCGCGGUUGGCAUGGACUUUGCAAACUCACCGGACAAAGUUCAAACAUCGCGUCUCGGUGUCAGCAACUGAUAAAGAGCAGCUUAUUGCCAGACUAGAGUUAGUCACCGCAAAUAUCGACCAAUGUCAAAUAACUGCAAAUCUGCCAACAAACCCCACUGUUCGUGUGUUGGGCAUUUUCACAGGACAGGGUGCUCAAUGGGCAUCAAUGGGAGCAAGCCUGGUUCGGAACUCGGCUUCAUCCAGGAGAACUUUCGAAGGGCUUGACUCGGUUCUCCAAGCUCUGCACCAUGGCCCGACUUGGUCGCUUGUAGGCGAAUUGCUUCGCCAAGAUGAUGCAGUGGCUACAUUGUCUGCCGAAGUCUCACAACCCCUCUGCACUGCUAUUCAAAUAGCUCUGGUAGACUUGCUUCGGGCAUGUGGAAUUUUGUUUACCGCUGUCAUUGGUCACUCUUCAGGCGAGAUCGCAGCAGCAUACGCGGCGGGUGUUCUUACGGCCUCAGAUGCAAUCACUAUUGCGUAUCUCAGAGGAUACCACUGCGGCAAACACAAUAAAGAAAACUGCGGUAGAAUGAUGGCGGUGGGUAUGUCACCAGAAGAAGCACGACAAUUUUGUCAACAACAAUGCUUCAUGGGACGCCUGGUAGUAGCAGCAGAGAAUUCAAUAUCCAGCGUGACUUUAUCUGGAGAUGCUGAAGCUAUUGAACGUGCUAAAGACGUUCUAGACAAUAAGAAAGUAUUUAAUAGAAUACUGAAAACCGAUACGGCGUAUCAUUCGCACCAUAUGAGGCCUGUUCGCGAGCCGUACAGUACUUCUCUCAAUGAAGCUGGUAUCAAAGCGAUACGAAAUUGUUUUAAGGGCACAUGUAACUGGUAUUCAACAGUAUACGACCCUAAAGACAGCGAUACCACGAUCUCACCUGCAUCUUUUGAUGGGUUAUACUGGACUGAGAAUUUAGUUAAGCCCGUGAUGUUCUCUCCGGCAAUUAUUUCUGCUCUCGAAGGGAACACCUUCGACAUUGCACUUGAAAUCGGACCGCACCCAGCCCUCCGAGGCCCAGCAAUGGAAACCAUUCGAGCAUUCUUGGGCAAUGAUCUGCCUUAUGUAGGAGUAAUGGAGAGAAACAAAGAUGCACUUGAGACCUUUUCUGCCGCAAUUGGCACGAUUUGGUGCCAUACUGAAGCACAGACUGCAGGAAUUGACUUUCCAGGAUUCAGAACCGCUUGUUCUGGAGUCGAUUGGGCAGUUCAGCGAGUGUAUAAGGAUCUACCACCUUAUCCGUGGGAUCACGAGCGACCGAUGAUCAGGGAAUCCAGGAAGACACAUCUUCGGAGAAGUCGCAAGUCCCCGCUCCAUGAAUUGCUUGGAUACCCAGUUUCAUGGUCGGAAAACGAGUGGCAUUGGCGAAAUAUCCUGCGUCUUGAUGACGUAUAUUGGCUUCAAUGUCACCAAUUCCAAAGACAGGCUUUGAUCCCUGCCUCCGCCUACAUAGUGAUGGCCAUAGAUGCUGCCCUCCAGACCCUGGGUAGUGAUCGACCUGUCAAGAUUCUCGAAUUACGAGAUGUGGUGAUUCACAAUGGCAUUGCAUUGGAAGCGAGCUCUUCUGCGAUUGAGCUCAAUUUCUCCAUCUCAAGAGUUGAGGAGAACGAAAGAGGUAGAACUGUCGAUUUCUCCUGUCGCUGUAGCAAUGCGGAUACGGCCUCUCCCGAAUUCAGCAAAGAGGUCGUGACUGGGCGAAUAUUAGUGCUAUUUGGCGCUAUAAAUGAAAACCUUCUACCAAGCAGAACAGUUCCCAACCUUCCUAUGACGGAUGUUGCGGUAGAUCGUUUCUAUCACUGGAUGGACAAGAUCGGCCUCCAGUAUUCUGGCCCCUUUGUCCUGGAAUCGAUCGAAAGACGUCUGAACCUUGCAUCAGUAAUAACAAAGCCAACAAGGACUGAUGACUACAUAGUUCAUCCGGGUACAUUGGACAGCGUCUUGCAGGGCCUGUAUGCAGCGUUUUCAUAUCCAGGUGAUGGGCGAUUCUGGACAACAUACCUUCCAAAAAGCUUUCAACUAAUUCGAUUCGACGUUGGCACUUAUUUUCAGGUGAGCAAUGACACAGAUUCGAGGCUCGUCGCAGACUGUUUUAUUACAGAUUCUUCCGCGCGGGAGAUCGGCGGCGAUAUCGAUGUGUUCCUCGCGGCAGAUGGUCACCCCGUUGUACAACUGCAGGGUGUCGUAUUGUCUUCACUUGAAAUGCCCAGCGCAGCGAAUGAUCGUACGGUGUUUUGGCAUACGAUAUGGAAACAAGAUAUAUCAUCAAUUGUUGGUCAAAAUACGGACCAGGAUCAGCUGGUUCCAUUGGUGGAUGAGGAUAGGUGGCCCGAGAAGUGCGAGAAAGUAGCUUGUUCCUACGUGAACCAGCUUCUUGGAAAAACCAAGCCUCAUGAGAUGAAAUCAACGGGAUGGUACUUCCCAUACCUCAUGGACCUGGCCUCCAAGUUGACUGACAAUGAGAGUGAGCCACCUUCAGACACUCGAUGUCCUCAUAAUAGGCACUCAAAGAACACAGAGUCGAUGGAUACCCUGGAGGGCGACCAAUCGUCUCGUCAAAUUGAUCUUGAGCUUGUCAACUAUGCAGGGUCGCGGAUUUCAAGCAUCUUUCAUGGCUCUGGGUUAUCAGCAGUAUGUCCCGAAACCGAAAAACUUAUUGAUCGAUUUUACACAGAGGGUGUAGGGGCUGCUGCAGUCAAGAACCACUUAGGCACAAUCGUCGACCACCUCGUACAUCGAUAUCCUAAAAUGAGCAUCCUCGAACUUACAGCUGGCGCGGGAAACUACACAAACGUGUUUCUAGAGCAUUUUAAAUCAAACUUCGAGGACUACUAUUUUACCGAUAGUGUGCCCGCUGGUUUCUCUGCCGCUCAAGCUCGCUUCGCUACGCACUACCCACCUCUAACAUUUCAAGCUCUUGAUAUAGAGCGGCCACCUACUGAUCAAGGAUUCGAGGCUCAUUCGUAUGAUGUUGUCAUUGCUAUUCGUAUUCUUAGCUCAACAAGUUCCAUCAAGGAUGCUUUGAACCAUUGCCGGCAACUCCUGCGACCUGGAGGUUAUUUAAUUCUACUGGAAAUGACCAACCCAACCGCACUGCGCAACCUUUUCCUGCUUCCACUUCUUCCGAGCUGGCGACUUGACCAAAAACAAUUCCCUAUUCUCACAGAGAGUCAGUGGGAUAGCAUCCUACGUGAGACCUCAUUUUCGGGCGUUGACGUUGUCUUCAGAGACUUCGAGCGAGAUUCUGCACAUGGCUUAUCUGUCAUGGUAAGCCAAGCAGCAAACGACCAGAUCUUGGCUUUGAAAGAUCCUUUGACCGCAAGUGAUAACAUGAUCUCUAUUGAUAAUCUGCUCAUAGUUGGCGGUCGCACUCUGAUAGUAUCUCAAAUGGCAAGCAAGAUAAGGUCUAUCUUACACACAUAUUCCGGAAAAAUAACCAUCAUACCAGAUCUGGGUGAUGCUUCAAACAUUCACUUAGAGCAGGGGACAGCCGUGAUAUGUCUAUGUGAUCUGGAAGAGCCCAUCUUCCGAAAGUUGGACCGACUGAGAAUCUCAGGCAUGCAGACUCUCUUUCGCGAGGCUCAGUACAUCUUAUGGGCCACUCGCGGUUGCCUAAACGACGAUCCUUACGCGAACAUAUCAGUCGGUAUUGGUCGCACUGCAUCCAGAGAACUGCCUCAUCUCCGGGCCAGAUUUGUCAAUUUCGAAAGUCUUGAUCAUAGUAAAGGAUGCACACAAGCCAAUGUGAUCGCAAAAUUGCUUUUACAGAUGGUGAUUCUAGAUCUGCCUUCUUGCAGUGACAUUCUUUGGUCGAACGAGACAGAAAUCUUUGUCAGUAAUGGCAUUCCUCUUAUCCCCAGAGUGCUACCACACCAGAACAUGAAUGAUCGGCUCAACUGUUCAAGGCGAGAGAUUAUGACAACUGUACCCAUUGAUUCAUUGUCUCAUUCUCUCUCCCUCAAUGAAAGCUCUCCCCUCGCAAUCUACAGGCCAGACCAUAUUACGAUCCUCUCAUCUUCGCUCGUCCAAUUCAAAAGUCCUGAUCAAGAUAAACCGUUUCAUAUGUGCAUUGCAUACAUAGUUGAUGAAGGACGGUACAGCUUGAUCUUCUCAGAGCGUGGCUCAAUGGUUAGCAAGGGGAAUGAUAGAUAUGCUCUCACUUGGCAUCAGGAGACAGACGCGGAUGAACUACUCUCUUCGAUCUUACUCAUCCUUCUAUGCGAAAAUUUCUUGUCAAACAGCACUGGGACAGUCUGGAUUCAUAAUGCAGAUCCUGGAGUAUGUGAAACUCUGUGUUUCGUUGCCAAUUGUAUGGGCGUGCCAAUCUUCCUGACGAAGGACAAUAUGGAUAUGAGUCCAGGGCUCGCCUCAAAGGCAAUUCAGCUUCAUCCAAGGGCUCCUACACGAGUGCUCAAAUCAUUAAUACCUCGAUCAAUCAAGCGAUUUAUCAACAUGGGGGCAAGCAACGGAACUAGUGCCACGGACUUUGCAUUGCAUUUCCCUUGGCAUGAGCUAGAAUUCCGGCCUGGCCUUCAUAACGUCUCUAUACAUGAACCGUACGCACUAACCAUCAAUGCAUCCAACUCAACAGUUUUGUCGAAAUAUUUUGCCCAAAAAUAUUUCCUGCAUGAUAUCGGAAUUCCGGUACAAAAGAAUAUCAUUCAAGCAGAUCAACUACAAAAUCAACAGAAGACAUCAGUUGCUACGAGCGUGGUAUCCUGGGCCGGCGUUGAAUCUAUUCACAUUCCACUGUCGGCUGCAACGGACGACCAUAUUUUUGGUCCGCAUAAAACGUAUCUCCUUGUUGGUCUUACUGGUGAGGUUGGGCUGUCUCUAUGUGAGUGGAUGAUUGAUCACGGUGCGCGACACAUUGCUCUUGCAUCUCGGAAUCCAGCAGUGCCACCGCAGAUAAUCACGCAUCUGGAAAUGAAAGGUGCAACAGUGCGUGUAUUCGCGCUUGAUGUUGCAAACAAGGACAAUCUUGGAAGUGUCUACCAAGAGAUUAUGUCUACAAUGCCACCAGUUGCAGGAGUAGCAAACGGUGCUUUAGUUGUACGUGAUCACCCUUUUGACGGCCUAUCACAUGACGACCUCAAGGCUGUUUUUGAACCCAAAGUUAUGGGAAGCAUCAAUCUCGACAAUUUAUUCUACUCUACGCCCUUGGACUUUUUCAUCCUCUUUUCGUCAAUGGCCAGUAUCUACGGCAAGCCUGGUCAGUCGAGUUACAAUGCCGCGAACCUGUUCAUGUCUACCCUUGCUGAGAAGAGGCGCAACAGAGGUCUUGCCGCAUCGACGCUGCACUUGGGUAUGAUGCUAGGACUAGGCCACAUACAUGGGCCGGCUGAAGCAAUGCUGGAAGCCAAAUUUCGCCAAGAAGACCUGAUGGCUAUCCCUGAGCCGGAAUUCCAUCGGAUAUUUGCCCAGGCAGUUCUCUCGGGCCGUCUUGAAUCCGGAUUGAGCCCACAAGUCAUUGCUGGUCUUGGUACAGAGGUCGAUACCGAGUGGCGAGCGCUACCUAUUUUCGCGCAUUGUCACUUGAAGCGAGACGAGAAGAAUAGCUCACACCACCAACGGAACAAACCAGACUCAGCUGAAAGCAUCCAAGUGACGAUAAAACACGCAAAUAAUCAGGAACAGGUUCUGGCGAUCUUAAAACGAGUGAUUGGGCGACGCAUCGAAUUGGCACUUGGCAUGACUGACAAUAGCCUAGAUGAGAACUCGGCUCUACUUAGCAUGGGGUUCGACUCCCUAGUUGCUGUCGAAAUUCGCUCUUGGCUUUUAAAGAUGUUGAAAGUCAACAUUCCAGUCCUUGUAUUUCUCAAUGGCUUAUCUUUACUCGACAUAUGCCAUGAGACUCUAAGUCAGCUAUCAGAAUCGUUGAAACCACGGGACAAUGAUCAAUAUGGCAACGACAAUGCCAACAAGGAGGGGAAUACCAACUCCUGUGCGAAGCCCAUUUUACCGGCUUUCGGGGAGACCACGACAGCAGAUGUUGCAAAAGGCUCUGCCACAAUAAAUCCAGAUGAUAGUCUUCAAACGCCUGUAGUCAUAUCAGCCCAGCAACAGAACGGAGAACAACCUAAGAAUAGCUUAAAGUAUGAGCGAAUUGGCCCCAUGUCGCACUCCCAAGCUCAACUGUACUUUCUACAUGAAUAUCUCCAAAACAACGCCUAUAAUAUUGCUUACUAUGGGACAUUUCACGGCCCCUUAAAUAUGUCCCGACUAAAAGGGGCUCUGCGGGUUGUUGGAAAGAGGCAUGAGGGAUUACGAAGUGCAUUCUUCACCGACAUGGUUACUUCUAGCCCUGUGCAAGCAGUUCUAAGCGACGCGCGCAUUACAUUUGAGCAGUCGACGGCUGAUGAGGGUAUUGAUAUGCAAAAUUCAAUCAGUCAAGUCAAGGAUUUCAAAUUUGACAUUGAGAAUGGAGUCGCAAUGAAAGUUUCAGUCAUUACACAUUCGUCAACCCGGCAUUCCAUAUUGUUUACUCAUCAUCACAUCGCGUUAGAUGGGCUAAGCUGGAAACUAUUCAUAUCUGAUCUCGCAAUGGCUUACUCCGGCGGAAUGCACACCAUGCGAGCUCCUCCUCAAAUGCAACAACCCAUUGAAAUGGCGACAAAACAGUUAGGCAUGUUUACACAUCAGAGUCUCGAGUCUGACCUGGCAUUUUGGAGAGCUAUUUACAAGACGAUACCUGACCCACUGCCGCUCUUCCCAUUCACCACACCCAACCAUGCCCGACCCUCAAGUCCGGAUUACAACGUCGCCAUCUCUAACGUGAGGAUUUCGAAAGACUUAACAAGGCGUAUUGAACAAGUUGCUUCUAAUAUCGGUGUCACCCAGCUACAGUUUUACCUUGCUACUUUCGUCAUGUUCCUCUCUCGAUGCCUGAACGUCAGAGACCUAGCCAUUGGACUCGUGGACGCAAAUCGACAUGAGGGAGAGGAUCUGGAUACCAUCGGAUACUUCCUCAACAUGCUUCCCAUAAGGAUGCAGCUUUCUCACUCUGAUUCGCUUAACCUGAUUGCGAGAAGGGCCCGGGACGCUGUGGUGGCCGCAAUGGCCCAUUCAUGUGCGCCUCUUGACGUGAUUAUCAACCACUUGAAACUUCCAAGAUCGACAAGCCACCAUCCACUUUUCCAAGUAGCCAUCAACUACAGCAAGUCACCGUUUGAUGAGACUAAGUUUGGUCGAGAUGGAAAGAUUGUUUGGGAUGGCGGCGUCCCGGGAGGUCACCCUUAUGACCUAAUGUUAAACAUUGGCGCAAUGCGGGAGUGGACAUUCAUAUCCCUAGUUGGGCAGCGUAGCUUGUACAAGGCGUCUGACGUGGCUCUUUUGCACAAGUGGUAUAUGCAUGCUCUAGAAAUUCUCGCGCAUGAUCCCUCCAUACGUCUAGAAAAUUGCCCUGUAUCGAAUCCAACUCACCUUGAGCAAGCGAGAAACCUUGGGCGCGGUAUGGACAUUGAUGUCAAAUGGAAGGGAACUAUCACAGAUCGUGUUGACGAAAUUGCCGCCAGUUUCGCAGCCUCUACUGCUGUCAUAGAUGAUCAAGGCCAUGCGUUCACAUAUUCACAGCUGGCCAGGCGAACAACUCAUGUGAAAGAACUCUUACAGAGUGUUGCGCCGCCGCUCGUUGCAGGAUCUCGCGUAGCUACGCUUCUAGAUCCCACAGCCGAUACUAUCAGUUGCAUACUUGCUGUUCUUGGCAUCGGACUGACAUGGAUUCCCCUUGACACACUGAAUCAUCAUCUGCGGAUUCGUGCGAUCGUCGAGCAAUGUCGGCCCCAAGUUCUUCUUUGCCACGGUUCGACAGCGCGUAUGGCCCAAGAGGUAGUGGCAAGCGCAGACUAUAUCCAUAUUCUCAAUAUAGACGACAUAACCCUUAAUGUUGACAUUCACAGCUGUCAAAAUGGCGACAAAAGUUCCUCUCUGCCAAACGGAAAUGGCGCACAUGCGCAGGCUAGCCACCCCGCAAUGAUCUUAUUCACGAGCGGCUCUACCGGCGUCCCUAAGGGUGUUAUGCUGUCACAUGAAGGCCUGAUGAAUCAAAUUUACGGAACUACGAUGUUUCUCAACCUUGGCGUGGAGACGACACUACAGCAAAGCCCCCUGGGGUUUGAUCUCAUGCUGGACCAAAUAUUCCUUGCCCUAUGCAGCGGAGGUACGGCCGUUAUAGUAGGCAAGAAUGGUCGAGGCGAUCCAGUACACAUAGCGAAUCUUAUGGUCAAACACAACGUUACUUUAACCCACUUCGUGCCGUCCGAAUAUUCAGUGCUAUUAAACUACGGUCACCAUAUACUGACGAAAACUUCUUCCUGGCGUUACGCCAUGUCUGGAGGAGAGCCCUUGAGGCCUAAUCUACUGAGAGCUUUCCGCCAUCUCGAUUGCCCAAACCUACAACUAAUCAAUGUGUAUGGGCCUGCUGAGAUAACGCUGGCUUGCGCAAGAGGCACAGUGCCCUACAGAGAUCCAAGCAGCGUGGGAGAUAUUGACAGCGAUUGGCUACUUCCAUCGCACAAUUAUUCCAUCGAUAUAGUUGAUGCUAACAUGAACCUUCUACCCGUCGGAUUUCCGGGAGAAAUUUGUAUCUCGGGACCAGGUGUUGGCCUCGGGUAUAUCGGCCGACCUAGAGAGUCUGAAUACAGCUUCGUGCAAAGAGAGUCAGCCGGACCAACACCAGGGAGCGUCCGUAUCUACCGUUCAGGUGAUAUGGGCAGACUUAUGCCUGAUGGGACUCUCAAGGUGCUUGGACGGAUUGGCAGCGAUAGCCAAGUGAAGAUAAACGGGUUUCGGGUCGAGCUAGACGAGGUUGCAAAUACUAUUCUACGCGUAGCUGACGAUGCCCUUGUCAGCGCCGCUACUUCUUGGCGCCCCAGCCAAUCCUCAGGAACGUUGGUGGCAUUUGUGGUGUUCGAGGCUAGAUUCACUAAGAACAGAUCUGAGUUUCUGGAAAGUCUUCGGGAAAAUCUUCCACUCCCCUCGUAUAUGAAGCCGAGAUUCAUCAUCCCCAUCACACAAAUUCCAAGUACAGUCAAUGGGAAGAUUGACCGGGGUGCCGUUGAUCAACUGGCAAUCCCAGACUUCAUAGAGUCUGCAGAGAGCAACUAUGUACCCCCCGUCUUCAGUUCGAGUGAACAUUCGAUGAAAGAGAUAUGGGAAGAGGUGUUGGCUGAUCAGAUAGCCCCUAUACCCGGCAGUAGCGGUAAGGGAUCGGUGAUUCAACCAUCAUCAGAUUUCUUUGCGGUUGGUGGGAGCUCAAUCCUCAUGAUCAAACUAAAAUCGCUGCUCCAAGCACACUUUGGAGUAACGGUGCCCAUGCCAGAAUUGUUUCGAUCUAGUACCCUGAGCACGAUGUCGACUCUCAUUACGGGCUUAACUCAAACGAAGCCUAAUGGCGCCAAUAUUCAAACGACAGAGGCGUUUUUACGAGCUGGGGUCGCUCAGCAGGUAAUGGACUGGGACCUCGAAAUUGCUAGCUUAGUUGAUGGACUUCCUAAACCACAGCCUCAUCUGCUCGUUUCCCGCGGAAAACCUUCCGAUGACACCCAAGGUUUGAUAAUCGUGCUAACUGGGGCGACUGGCUUUAUUGGAAAGCAUCUGCUCUGGCAUCUUGUUCAAAAUCCGAGAGUGGCGGAGGUGCAUUGCAUAGCAAUACGGCCAAACAACGAUGGGCAGCCCCGCCGACUACCACUCCAACACGAAAAAGUCUUCGAGUACGUCGGCGAUCUCUCAGACAUCAAUCUUGGACUCUCGGGUGCCGAAUUCAGCUUUCUAGUCGAGCACGCAGAUGCUAUUAUCCAUAAUGGUGCAGAUGUUUCGCUGUUAAAGACCUACUCGUCUCUUCGCCGUACGAACGUCAUAUCUACUCGCAGGCUCUGUGAGAUGGCCAUACCGCGAAAAAUCCCAAUGCAUUAUGUAUCCACAGCAUCUGUGGCGAAGGUCAUUGAACACAGUGCUGAGCACCCUCUCCUCGAAGUUGCGGCGGUCCCAGUGGACGCCACUUUAUUGAAUUCUGUCGAUGGCUACGCAGCCAGUAAGUGGGUUAGCGAAACCUUGUUGGAAAAACUCGCUGCACAUAAGGGACUGCCCACCUAUGUUCACCGGUUGGCACAUGUGGUUGGCGAAGACGCAUCUGAGCUGGACGUGGUGGGGAUGUUGACGAAGUAUUCGCUCAUUCUACGUGCGUUGCCUCGUAUUAAAGAAGAAUUCGUUACUGGCGUGUGGGAUUUCGUUGCCGUACGAGACGUGGCAAGUGACAUUGUCGAAAUGGUUAUAGAGUCCCAGGCAAGCAGAAUUGAGGGGACUGAGUCACUUGGAUUGUCAAGAGAGCAAGAUAUAGGCGUUCGCUUUGUGAACCAUUGCGGUGAUGCGAAGGUUCCGCACCGGGAGCUCGGAGAUUUCCUAGAAAAACUGGCCGGAGGACAGUUGAAAGACAUUGAUAUGAGGGACUGGGUAGAUGCUGCUAGUGAGAAGGGUCUUCAUCCUCUUGUUCGCGAGUUUUUUGUCGCGUUCGAAGAUGGGCGUGGAAAGCUUGUGUUGCCGGUUAUUGCGAGAAGUAAUUAGAUAGCCUCCAACGUCCGGCGCUUAAUGCGUGCCGCCAACAUGAUUGCUAUAGGAACGGUGGUUUUUCGAUCGUGAGCAGGAUUUGUACCUCGCGCAUUUCAAAUCGUAACGUGGCUCUAAUUCGUGCACCACAAGGCAACUUUACUAUGUACCUAGUCUCACCCAAGUAAUGAAAGGUAAUGGCACUCGAGUUCCUCAGUGCUGUAAGACCUCAGUACACCACCGCUAAUCUUACCUAUUCAGCGUGGUGGCAAAGCCCCUGUAAGGGCCAGAGCCUAAUGCCCUAAUGCCGAGUGGUCUCAGGGAGUACCCACAGUACUAUUUUAACUCGACCCGCUACGUGAAUCCCCGGACAGAUUCGAC